Asterias rubens (European starfish) is the source of this 3203-nucleotide messenger RNA. Its product is annotated as protein catecholamines up-like. The transcript is spliced from 3 exons. The record is from RefSeq and is a predicted model, not a curated record. Lineage: Eukaryota; Metazoa; Echinodermata; Asteroidea; Forcipulatida; Asteriidae. Gene Ontology annotation, molecular function: zinc ion transmembrane transporter activity. Bases 132 to 1316 code for a protein of 394 amino acids. Gene Ontology annotation, cellular component: membrane. Gene Ontology annotation, biological process: intracellular zinc ion homeostasis; zinc ion transmembrane transport.
AUGGUUGUUGUGCACACGCUGAUGUACGAUACGAAAAUUGCAUGGGAGGAAGUGUGUGUGCCACGUUAUUAUAAAAUUGAUUGGAUGCCCAUUGAAUAGGUGUAUGUGUGUUCAAGCGCUCGGUAGUCAAAAUGGCCAUGUCUGUAGCUAAAUCCAGGCUGACUUUUGUGUGUCUCUGCGUCCUGAUUUACUCCUUUUCCACGGAGAUUUCAGCCCAUGGAUCCGGCGAACAUGUCCACGGAGAAAAGGUGCAGUCUCAUGAAGGAAUUCACAGCCAUGACACGGGUGCACCUCCACUCAAAUCCAGCUCUAUGCAGAAAUGGGGAGAUGCAAUCGGAGCAACUCUUCUGAUCAGCGCAGCACCAUUCUUGAUUUUAUUUGUCAUUCCUUUGGACAAGGACCGUGAAGGGCAAGAGGCACUCUUGAAGGUGUUGCUCAGUUUUGCCUCCGGAGGGUUACUGGGUGACGCUUUCUUGCAUCUUAUUCCUCAUGCCGUCUCACCACAUCAUCACCAUGGAGAUGAUGGCGAGGGGCAUCACCAUCACCAUGAGGAUGAACAUCACCACGUCCACGAUGACCAUCAUCACCAUCAUGACCACACACAUGACAUGAUGGUUGGUUUAUGGGUUCUUACCGGUAUCGUUAUUUUCCUGGUUGUUGAGAAAACCGUUCGUUAUCUCAAAGGAGGGGCUGGCCACACCCACUCCCAUGGCGGUGUGGUUGCCGAGCCAAAAGAAUCAAGUGUUGUCAAUGGAAGCGGAAAGACAGCAAAAGAAGGCGGAGCAAGGAGGAGAAAAAAGACGAACAGCGGAAAUGGAACAAAAAAGAAUGGCGAUGAGGCAUCAGAUGACUCAGAAAAGGAUGAAGGAAUCAAAGUUGCCGGCUACUUGAACCUAGCAGCAGACUGCACACACAACUUCACCGAUGGUUUAGCAAUUGGAGCAUCGUUCCUCGUUAGUCGUAAUGUCGGAAUCGUCACAACUAUCACCAUACUGUUACAUGAGGUCCCGCAUGAGAUUGGAGACUUUGCAAUUCUUGUGCAAUCUGGUUGCAGCAAGAGAAAGGCAAUGUAUCUCCAGCUUGUUACAGCAGUUGGAGCUCUCGCUGGUUGUGUCACAGCCCUGUUGGCCGAAGGAGGGGAUGAAACCGCCCCCAGCUGGAUCUUACCGGUUACAGCCGGUGGCUUCAUUUACAUAGCAACCGUCUCGGUCAUACCUGAGUUGCUUCAACACAACAACAUCAAGCAGUCUAUAGCAGAGAUCUUCGGUCUGUUAGCAGGAGUCUCUCUGAUGAUUCUAAUUGCUUAUUUUGAGUGAGAAUUUUUGUUUUGUUUUUUGCCAGUGAAAAAUUAUUUUAUUUUCUAUCUUAUAAAGUUUUAGAUUUCAAAAUAACACCCGUCAUUUGCGUGCAUUUAUUUUUUAUUCCUGUAAGAGUAAGUUGGUUUUCAAUUUUGUUCAUAAAAAUAAAACUUGUUCCUUUAUUGGAUCAUAAUUUCUGCACAUUGAAACACGAAAUGACACGGUCGUUCAAACUUGCUAUAAAAAAAUCAACUAAGAUUGUGUCUAGGUUGUUCAUUUCAAUGAAAAAUUUAACUGGGUAUCCAAGAAACAAGAGACUAACAUAUUGCUUAUUUUUUUUAAAGUUUCAUUUCUUAUGGCCCAAAAUGGCUUUAAGUAUGAUACUGAUUCUCUGAAAAUGACUCAUUUUUGCUUUGUAUCUAAGUUUAGCAUUAAUGUUUAUUUGUAAUAUCUGUAGCGUACAUUGGUUGUCGAAAAUGAUUGAAUGUCUGAGUGUAUUGGUUGUCAUCAUAUUUUCUAUUUUAUGACACUUUCCUAGGAUCCCACCAGUUUCUGUUUUAUUUCCUUUAGUCAAAUUUUUCCUUUAAUAGUGAAGACAUUUCUUUCAGUAUUUCUUUGUUUGUGUUUAGGAAAAUUUUACCGCUUCAAGAAUUAAUCUCGCAUGCAACUUUAGUAUCAGCCGGUUUUCUCAGAAUUUGUUUCUCCCUUUGUAGUGAAGUAGAAAACUGAAAAACACUUCAAGUUUUUGUAUUAAAAAGUCUCUUUUAUUUAAUUUGAUUUCUUUUUAUUCCACUGUACACUGGGAAAACAUGAGGAGUCAAUUAAAAAAAAAACAAUCCAAAACAUAAAACAUUGACUGAGAAAAUAGAAACAUAAAAGUGUAUACACAUUUUCAAGUAGUAUAAAUUACCAAGCCAGUGAGUGGCAAGGAUUGCAUUGGGGAUUGCCAGCAGUGAGUGGCAAGGAUUGCAUUGGGGAUUGCCAGCAUUGAGUUAGAAUUCUUGCCUCAGAAUUGUCAAGAUUUCAACAUUGAUGGAGACAGACUUAUUGAAACAUAUAAUCUUUCAGGUAUCUCUAGAAAUCCCAAAGUAGGGUCGGGGGAUUCCCCCUUUGUCUUUUUGUGCUCCACCACAUUUUUAGCCAAUGUAGCUUGGUCAGUGUACACGUAUGAAUGUUUAUUGUUUAUAGAUUACAAAAGUGCAUUUGUGAUGUCCUACCAAAGCCCUUUUCACACGACUGCAUUUAAACAGGAGUCCCUUGCUUUAAUUUCAGCAUGGUUUUGAAAGUUUAUAAAUUUAACUCUUUGUCGAAGGACAGCAAAGGUCGGACUGUCCGAGGUCCCUGUGAUAUCUCAAAUUUGCUGUCCUUUGCUGUACAGUUUUUAAAGAUUUCAAACUCGACCAAAAUAAAAAAAUAAACAAAGGACCCUUGCUACAUUGCUGUUGUCUGAAAAUGGCUAGUGUAAAAUGUUAAAUGUGUUUGAAGAACAACGAUAUUUGUACAACGAAAACAACAAUCCUUGUCAUGUAUAUUUUAUUCCGAAAACUGUUUUGCAGAUAAUGUUGAACAAUUUAAUAUUUUUUGUGUUUAAGAGCAAAUGUGGAUUGGUGGAUAAUUGCUAAAGGCUGUUAUGUGGUGAAUUGUGAUGUGUAAUUUAAUGGCCGUAUUACAAUACAGCCAACUUUUUAUUUCCUUUAAUAAGUUAACAAAAACCAAAGUGGACUAGAUAGAAAAUAGACUGGUUCUUUGUAUGCUUAAAUUCCAUAAUGCAGCCAAUGAACAUAAAAGAAAUGGUUGCAUCGACUAUAGAUACAAAAACUAUAUUUAGAGUAAACAAUUUUAAAGGGAAGGUACACAUUUGGUAAUUACUCAAAACAAAUAUUAACUUAAAAACUAACUUGGUAA